CCAUGCGUAGUUACGCUUUUACCCAACAUUACAGUUCGACCUACACACAGCAGAGUGCUGUGAGUGAUACAGUCAUGCGUCAGGGCGCGGAGCUGAAGGAGUUAAACAGAUGUAGAAUGGAGCGCUGAGCUGAGCUGAGCUGAGCUGCCAUGGAUCCACCUUCCCAGAGAUGCGGCGCCUCCUCACACAGAUGACUGGGGAACACAGGUAGUCUGUCCGGGCGGGCUCUCGGCAUACUUGUUGAUCUUCGGGCGAAAUAUGUGGAGCAGCAAAACCGGGGGAUGAGGCAGUAGAUCGUGCUGAAGAUCUCUCUGCCAUGUCGGAGACAGAGGACGGGGAAAUGGAUUGGGUUAGACCCUGGCAAUAGCAAACCAAUAACGACGCCUCCUGUUCUUUCUUUUUUUGAAGUGCUUCAUCUGCGUUUGUGGCAGCGGAUUGAUUGUUCCCAGAGCGAUACCAUAAUGAAUGAAAAGAAGAUCUACUGUAGUCCAUAGCCCUGGCUCUUUACAUGCUUCCUCAAGUUAAAGUCAUCAUGGAGAAAUCCCUGGCAGAGUUAAAUAAAGCUGGCUCCCGGUCAACAUCAUCACUGCCACCUGAACCUGUGGACAUCAUUCGCAGCAAGUCAUGUUUCCGCCGGGUCAGGCUGAAUGUCGGGGGUCUCCCACAUGAGGUCUUGUGGCGAACAUUAGACAGGUUACCACGAACACGUUUGGGAAAGUUAAGAGACUGCAACUCCCAUGAAUCUCUGAUGGAAGUGUGCGAUGACUACAACCUUGAGGAGAAUGAGUACUUUUUUGACCGACACCCGGGGGCGUUCACGUCCAUUCUGAACUUUUACCGGACGGGGAAGCUGCACAUGAUGGAGGAAAUGUGCGCCCUGUCGUUCAGUCAAGAACUCGACUACUGGGGCAUCGACGAGAUCUACCUGGAGUCAUGCUGCCAGGCCAGGUACCACCAGAAAAAGGAGCAAAUGAAUGAGGAGCUCAAACGAGAGGCGGACAAUUUGAAAGACAGAGAGGGAGAAGAAUUUGACAACACUUGCUGUGCUGAAAAACGAAAGAAACUCUGGGACCUCCUGGAGAAGCCCAGCUCAUCUGUUGCAGCAAAGAUCUUGGCCAUCAUCUCCAUCCUCUUCAUCGUGCUAUCCACCAUUGCCCUGUCUCUGAACACCCUCCCAGAGCUGCAGGACACGGAUGAGUUUGGUCAGUCGACAGACAACCCACAACUGGCCCACGUGGAAGCUGUAUGUAUUGCCUGGUUCACCAUGGAAUACCUGCUCCGUUUCCUCUCCUCCCCCAACAAAUGGAAGUUCUUUAAGGGUCCUCUGAACGUCAUUGACCUGCUGGCCAUCCUGCCCUACUACGUCACCAUCUUCCUGACAGAAUCCAACAAGAGUGUGUUGCAGUUUCAGAACGUACGGCGUGUGGUUCAGAUUUUUCGGAUCAUGCGUAUUCUACGUAUUUUGAAGCUGGCUCGUCACUCCACAGGUCUUCAGUCUCUGGGCUUCACCCUAAGGAGGAGUUACAAUGAGCUGGGCCUGCUCAUUCUUUUCCUGGCCAUGGGUAUCAUGAUCUUCUCCAGUCUGGUGUUCUUUGCUGAGAAGGAUGAGGAGGAUACAAAGUUUAAAAGCAUUCCAGCUUCUUUCUGGUGGGCUACUAUUACUAUGACCACGGUAGGCUAUGGAGACAUCUACCCCAAAACUCUCUUGGGAAAGAUUGUAGGGGGCUUAUGCUGCAUAGCUGGAGUGCUUGUAAUUGCUCUACCUAUUCCUAUUAUUGUAAAUAACUUCUCAGAAUUUUACAAAGAGCAGAAGAGACAAGAAAAAGCACUUAAAAGAAGAGAGGCACUAGAGAGGGCGAAAAGAAAUGGUAGCAUUGUCUCAAUGAACUUGAAAGAGGCGUUUGCUCGUAGUGCAGAACUGAUGGAUGUGGUGGUGGAGAAGAGCGAAAGGCCUCAUGACAACCACCUCUCUCCGAGUCGAUGGAAAUGGACCCCUAAGAGAGCUGCAUCAGAGACAAGCUCAAACCGUUCGUUCAAUGUCCAGGAGUUACGCUCUCCCAGCAAGGCCCGAGCCACCAGUCCCCAGAGGUUAAACGCCCAGAAGCUAGAGGAGAUGUACAACCAGAUGGCAAAGACACAGUCACAACCCAACCUUAAUGCUAAAGACAGGGGCUCCAGAGUGGGCAAACAGAGGGACGAGAUAGAGCUGGGCACUAUCCAAGAUCACGGACCACCAGUGCUAGGAACCAGAGAUGGAGUGGGGGACAUGAAAAGCUUGUCCAGCAUUGACAGCUAUAUCAGUUGUGCAACAGACUUCCAGGAGAGUACUCGCUUCCCCCACAGUCCAGGAAUCGACCUUGGUGUUCAGGAAAGCAACCGCUUCUCAUACAGUCCAGCUACAGCUUUGUCCCAGCAUGUCGGCACAAAAACAGGCCAUCAAACCACAGGGGAGCGCGAGCCCAUGCUGACUCCCGUGUCUGUCACAAAACCCUCAUGCCCAGAGAAUUCAAGGAAAUUCUUCUUUUCUGGAAACUACUCAAAAGGCCUUAUUCCCAAAGGAAGCUGCCGCAGCGAGGGUGAGUCAGGGCUGUCCCCGCUCUCAGACAGCUCGGUCAUGUCCGACCACUCUCUGUUAAGCCCUGAAGUUUCUGUCUAUACCACUGCCAGUAGCAGGACCCCACCCAAGUCUCCAGAAGACACCACCCUGGCUCCUACUGUCUUCACCUUCCACGACUCCUCCAUCAGCAAAUACAUCGACGCCGAUACAGAUGACGAUGAGCACCUCCGCGACAUCUCUGACACCAGUCCCUCUGAGCGCCUGCUGGCUGGUGGAAGCCCAAAGCGCAGUGUUAAUAAAAAUUACCAGAGGGGCACUAACCAUUUAGAAGCAGCCCAGAAAAUGCUGGGCCAGAACUGUCUGUUUCCCCUUGAAGGAAUUCGUGGGAUAUCUCAUGAGAAUCACAUAGGACCUGAGAUGGCACGCAGAUCAAAGGUGGAGAGGCGUCAGAAUACUUUGGAUAAAAACCUCUGAGGCACAAGUGAAGCAGAAACAAAGAGGAAGCUGGGGAUGGAGUGUUUGUGAUAGAGACACCAGACAGGCUAACACACUCUAUAAGCCAGAGACAAAGGAAGAGGAAGAGACAAAGGGUCUCACUGAAACAAUUCACAGAUUACCUGAGCGUGCCAUUGGGCUCUGAGCUCUGGGUGAACAUGUGUGGUAAAUACUCGGGGAGAAAAACUUUUCUAAAUUGGAGAAUGUCACUGCCCCUCCUUCAGUUCAUUCCUAUUAGCGAUAUACCACACCGACAAAACAAAGGAGCACUCCCAAGUAGCCAAUGGGUCUGUUCAAAGAAGUCAGCAGAGAUAUUGAGCCGUGGUUGUAACUGGUGUGAACCAACUAAAUGAUGGUUUUUAACUGCAAUAGGUUAUCCCUAUAUUCUCCAGGAAAAAAAAAAACAGCCCUGCCGCCCACUUUCCCAUUACUGAGUCCCAGUUCAUUUUGUAGUCUUGGAGAUACAGGAGAGGACCUAGAAGCCUAUAAGCUACUUACUUGUGCCCUCCAUUCCCAAACCUGGCCUUAGUCAUUUACAUUCGUAGGGGUGUGCAUGUCAGCAUAUGUGUGUGAGAGAGUAUGAAGAUUAAUGAGUGAUCUACUAGUAGGCAAAUUCAUGUAAACACACUAUUGAGAUUGUCUGACCUGAUUUAUUUUUAUAUAGAUAAGAGAAAGUUCCUUAUAGAAAUAAGUGAUUUGCUAGUCUGCUGUGUCAUAAUCAUAUGUGAAGAGUAAUCUUGUAUAAGGUUCAGUGUCUUGGCACAGAGGCUGCAGUUAUCAGAGGCUCAUUCGCAUCAUCAUCCAUUGUGACUGCUCCUUUUUUUUUUCUUUUUUCAGUGGACAGUGUCUUCGCACUUCUGUAUAAUUUUUAAAUACUGUUAGUGGUGAACCAAGAGUUUUUGAUACAGGCUAACAAAAUAGCCACAAAUAAUAAUCUAGAUUGCUGCAUUUAUGAAGCAUGCAUGCACCCAACCAGUUAACAUAAAAAACAUGAUGAGUUGCUUGUCCAUCAUAUCUAAAGAAACAACUAAACCCUCCUAUAUUUUUAUGCUUACAGCUUACUGACAUAGAGUUUAGGUUUCAGCAACAGAUGUUUAGCAUGCAUUGGCCUUCAUUUGACCAACAGUAAAAGCAGCCCAAGAGAUCACGCAAUUUAAAGUAAUGGAUGUGUACGAUACUGAAAGCAUGGGAGUUAUCAAUCUCUACUUUGUUCCUGAAAUCACUUAGAUAAGCUCUAAUAACACAGAAGGUUAAGUUUACCGAUAAUCAGUCAAAAAUUCCGUAAGUGGUAAAAACUCAUGCAUGAGCACACAUGCAAAAGACACAUGCAGGUAUGGAAAACGAUCUUCAGGAUGCAUAGACACAUUUAGUUUCCAUGGUGACAGCAGUGGUCCUCCAAGGCUGGCAACAGCUAAGCAGUGAUUUGUUAAUUGGGUGGGGAACGUCUGCUUGCUCACACACAGAAACAUGCACCCAUGAAGGUAUCCAUAGUAGUCGCAUGAUGGCAGAACCACUCCUCACUGUGCAUACUCAUGAGUGCUGUGUAAAUGUAUUAUGAUGAAAGGACCUUUGUGCAUCAUGUUUAUGUUCAAGAUGUCUGUAGCAUCCCACAAAUUCUAUGAAUUCAGUUUAGUUUGCUGACUGUUACCCACUGACCUGGACAACAUAAUGCAUUCCCUAUUUAUCGGUUUACACUGCCACAUAGGACAAACAGUCAACUGCCACUUUUAAAACAACAGACAUAUUGUCUUUACAAGACUUCCUCUAACCUUUAUAUAGAAAACAGAUCAUGAGAGGAGCAUGAAUCAUUUAUUAAGGCAGACUUUACAUCCAUAUAGGUCAUGUUAACAUGAGCUGAGUUACAGUCUGAGGACGUAAGAUGUAAUCAAGGUGAGCAAGGAGAAGCUCAGUGCCAAGAAAAUAUAUUCUCAGAAAAGUGGCCCAAUUGUUAAAGCUAUCUCAGUCAUUUCCUGACAAAAAAUAUAAUGGUUAACGGUGCAGGUAGAACAGGCCAACGGGCUAUUAUGAAGGUAAAAUUUGAUUCAAAAGUCAACAGAAGGCGAUUGACAUACUUUUUUUUUUUAGUGAGAGUCUAAUCACAAAUCUUGAUUUCGUUUCCCAUUUUAAUCACAGAGUUGAACCAUUUCAUAUUGCUCUCCCAUAGUGAGAGGAGCUGAGGUGUGAAAGGAAUAGCAAUGACUGUGAGAAGCAGAGGGAAGUGUGUGUGUAUGUGACUGCUGUAAAGCCAGGGCAUUAGAGCAGUUGGACUGCCGCUUAAUGGAAAAGAAUGAAUUGUUUCCAAUAUAAAUGUAGCCAUGAUGGGGAAUCCUGCUUUUGUUUUCUCCAUAGUCCAUUUGCAGUUCUGAUUAUAACAUGCAGCAGUUACACAGAUUGCAAUGCCAAGGGAACUCAAAAAUAAUAUAAGAAAUUAAAAUUUAUUUUUAGGUGAUAUUUAAUUUUUUGAAGUGAAGAUUUCUUGCUGAGAGAAGCGGAAUACUUAGGCAAAUAAUUGCACACAGCACAGUAGAGUCAGUUCCUAAAUCCACUACACUUCUUUGUAUAUCCAGCUAAAAUUUGGAUUGAUUUGAUUCCGAAGUCGCUGCUAAUAUUAGAAUCUAUCUUCACAAGAAAUAAAAGCAAUCCUUAACAAAAGGAUUUUGAAAUAUAAGCACAUGCAUUAUCGGCAAAAAGGAAUUCUAAAGUUGCAAGUUUGUUCCAAUACACUUUUCUUUUACUUUUAAUAGAAAAUAUCAGUUUGAAGAAGAGAGACCAUUGAGUUAUAAGCCACCAGCUAGACGUUUAUCCCAGAUUAACUUUUCACUACAUUUUUAUCUUUGGCUGUUAGGAGUCAAGGCCAAUGUAUGCCAAACAUUAAAAUGUGUUUUACCCUGUUACACCUCAUUAUCCAUGGAGAUUUCAUAAUGUUUACUUCAGUCAAGAUCAAACAAAUAUCAGUCAGAUGUUUCUUUCAGAGUGAAUGACAUCAAUUAAAAAAAAAAAGAUAAUUAAGUUUAAUUUCUCAAGAGUAAGAAUAAGAGCAUUUGGCUCACGCAAGCUCUUAUGAGCUCCUGUCCCAUCGUUUAAGUUUUCUGUAUUACAGUAGUCAGGGACCAUUUCUCACUGAAAUAUUUCUCAACAAAGAUGACAAUCAAUAUUUCAUGAACAGGCAGCAAGCACUAUUGUGGAGAACUGAGAUUCAGUUCGAGCAAAUAUUGCACAAAUGUGCACACAUGCGCAUACCUGCACUCACAAACAUAAGUAUUGAAAUCCUGACACUAGUGUUGACACUUAAGCUUUUAGAAAAGGUAGUGCAAAGGAACAUCGAGCAUGAUGUUUUAAUUUAUAACUUAGACUGUGAUACUGUGACAAAAUAGCAACAUAAUACAAAAAAUGGUCAAAUGUUUUUACAAGUCAUCCUUGUUUUCGUUUCAGUUGGACACUUUACUUCGCUCCAUUAUCACGGAAGUCAUUCAAAAUAAUGAAAUCUAACUGUAUAGCGGACCUUUUAAUUUCACUGAGGUCCCUGUGGAAAAAUUCAGAUGCGAAUCAAAGGAUUAAACCACCACUCUGUAUGAAGAAAACACAAUCAAGUGGUUUGUUUUACUCCUCAUUUAUGGAUACAAAUUAAAACAAAGAGCACAGAUUCAUUAACUUUUCCAUCAGACUCCCCAAUGUACAGUAAAUGCAUUUAGGCAAAAUCUAAAUUAGAGUUUGGUCGUUGUGCAACCUGCCAAAUUUAACUGUAAAGAGGCUCCAGUCUUUUUCAUUUCUGUUAGAACCCAACAGAACCUUUUCAAGGAUAUAUGGUAGUUUCCAAAUCCCAGAGAGAAACAUUGCUUUAUAAAGCAGCCCAGUUCCACAUCCUCUGAAUCUAACACUGUAUUACAGGGUUGGGGUCGAUUCAGGAUGCCUCGAUGGAGUAAAACACACAUCACACAUGACACUAUAAAAGUAAACAGUAUUAGAGCAUGACACAAAUUAAAGGCUAGUACAAAUUUAAUGCAUAAACUAUAUUUUUUCUACAGUUUAAGCUCUCAGUGGAAUUGACCCCAACCUUGCCUAAGCCAUCAGUCUUUGUAAAGUACAGUUUCCAGGGAAUUGAAAAAAAAAGAAGAUAUUUGAAUGACCUUAGCCAGCUCUUAUACAAUGUUGUUUGUAGGUCCCGACGCUGUCUGUUUUGUAAAAAAAAAAAAAAAAAGAAAAACAUUUUUACCUGUUGACUUUCUAUGCUGUUGUUUCUGUAUAAAUGUUCGAUUGUUCAGUGCAUGUUGUAACUUUGGCAUUGUGACUCACACAGAGCCAGUACUUGUCAUGUAAAAAAACAAAAAGUGUCUCAAUGUCCCAAGACAUUUCUAUUUCUUAAGAAAGCAAAAUUUCCCUUGAAUGACUCAAAAUGAAAUAAAUCAAAUCACUUUACAUUUUGA
Messenger RNA from Amphiprion ocellaris (clown anemonefish), 7476 nucleotides. RefSeq names its product potassium voltage-gated channel, Shab-related subfamily, member 1 (gene kcnb1). The record is from RefSeq and is a predicted model, not a curated record. Gene Ontology annotation, biological process: potassium ion transmembrane transport; protein homooligomerization. Gene Ontology annotation, molecular function: protein binding; delayed rectifier potassium channel activity. Gene Ontology annotation, cellular component: membrane; voltage-gated potassium channel complex. NCBI's taxonomy places the organism in Eukaryota, Metazoa, Chordata, Actinopteri, Pomacentridae. The transcript is spliced from 3 exons. Bases 509 to 3031 code for a protein of 840 amino acids.